CCUCCCCUUCCUCCUCCUCUCCCUCUCACCUCCUCCAGCGCCAUCCACUGUUCCUCCAUCCCCAUCUCUCUCCCCCUCCAUCUUUCUCUCUCUGCAGGUUCUCCAGGAUGGAUUGACCACCUGAGCAUGGCAAUCAUGGGCUGCUGCUGCUGCUUGGGUGGGCACAUGAUUGGAUCAGUCCUCACCACCGGCCGCUAGGCUCACACUCGCCUGCCAAGAUUCCAGCACGCGCAUGCACACGCGCUACGGAUUUCGAUCGAUAGACUACUGCUGAACCAGCAGAUUCAGGGAAGCUAGUGAAGGAGAGCUAGCAGGGAUGGAUCACCACCAUCACCACCACCACCACCAUCAUCACAUGAUCCCUGGACAGGAGCCUUCGGCCGGGGACGGUGCACCCCAGGACAACUUCUUCCUCGGCCCCGCCGGCGUCGGCAUCUUCGGUGGCGUCGGCGGCGCGUCUGGGGCCGGCUCGUCCUCGUCUGGCGCCGCGGGGGGCGCCGGGACCUCGGCGGGUGGCAGUGGCGGAGGAGGCCCGUCGCCGUCAGGGUCGUCGCCGUCGCUGAGCCGGUACGAGUCGCAGAAGCGCCGGGACUGGAACACGUUCGGCCAGUACCUGAGGAACCACCGGCCGCCGCUGUCGCUGUCGCGGUGCAGCGGCGCGCACGUGCUGGAGUUCCUCAAGUACAUGGACCAGUUCGGCAAGACCAAGGUGCACACGGCGGUGUGCCCCUUCUACGGCCACCCGAACCCGCCGGCGCCGUGCCCGUGCCCGCUCCGCCAGGCCUGGGGCUCCCUCGACGCGCUCAUCGGCCGCCUCCGCGCCGCCUACGAGGAGAACGGCGGCACGCCCGAGAUGAACCCCUUCGGCGCGCGCGCCGUCCGCCUCUACCUUCGCGAGGUGCGCGAGACGCAGGCGCGGGCCAGGGGGAUCAGCUACGAGAAGAAGAAGCGCAAGAAGCCGUCGUCGUCUACGUCGGCCGCCGCGGGGCCGUCGUCCGAGGGGAGCCCGCCUCCCGGCCCGUCCGGCAGCGGCGGGGGCGACACGUCGGCGUCGCCACACUUCAUCAUGCCGUGACUCGGUGACUGUACCGUGAGUUUUCCCUAGCUAGGUGAUCCAUCUGAGCUAGCUAGCCGCCGCGCAACUUCUCUCCUUCUUGGGAUGCCUGCAGUGCUGGUUCAUCAACUACGCCAAGGCCGCCAUUGUUCUUUACUUGCCUCCCCAAUUGGCUUCUUGCAUUUUGCAAAGGAUUUCUCUCCUCCUUAAUUUCCAUUUGUUUCACUUCAAGUAAGGUCAUUCGUGACGAGUACUAAUUUGUGUCGUUGCUGUUAAUUCUCUCUAGAUUGAGAUCAAUUGGUAGCUGUUUGAUUUUGUUUC
This is a messenger RNA of Triticum dicoccoides, 1375 nucleotides long. Its product is annotated as protein G1-like6. NCBI's taxonomy places the organism in Eukaryota, Viridiplantae, Streptophyta, Magnoliopsida, Poales, Poaceae. Gene Ontology annotation, cellular component: nucleus. The record is from RefSeq and is a predicted model, not a curated record. Gene Ontology annotation, biological process: mRNA transcription; response to light stimulus. The transcript has 2 exons. Bases 317 to 1075 code for a protein of 252 amino acids.